AUGCGGCUCUCCGAGCUUCAGACCCCGACAUAUCUUUGUGCGAGUGAGUGGCACGAGGGGCAGGGAGCAAAGUGCCUAUGCAGGAUUCCACAUCAAAGCAGCCGCUCAUUAUUAGCGCAUCUUGGAGGGUCAUCUCUGAUGAAGAUUGGCAGCAUAGCAGAUGCUGCUUUUGCCGCAGAGAGGCGUUGUGAUACCAUGUGGAUUCCUGAGGGCGUUGCCCUGGUGGUCUUUGCGCUCCUCGCCCUUUGUGGUGUCGCCAGCAUAGAGGCUCUCAUAGCGCAUCGUAACUUGAUGAUCCAACGAAGGGCGGAAGAGCGUGCAAGCCCACAAGAGCUUGUGAUCAUGUCCACUCCAAAUGCGCAGCUGUAUGCGGGGACAUCGCUGGCCGUGGGUUUCGCUGCUCUUGUCAUGACAACGCAAACUGUGGCAGUGGCAAUCUUGAUCAGGUUUGGUACCACAGAGAGCGUUGUGUGGACUAUGAUUGCAAGUUCUGGUGUCUUUGGCGUCUUUGGGAUUUGCCUCUUCUACACUGUGCUUUGCCGAAACCAGUUGGUUCAGUCUUGCUUGAACGUGAGAAUUUGUGUGUGCAACAGGCCUUCCACUGCACGCGUCACAGGUUUGUUGGCUGCUGGUGUGUUUGCUUAUGUGCUUGCCAUCGCAGUCUGCCUUCUACGGUCGGCAGUGGUGGGGGGUUCGCUCAUGGAUGCCAUUAAGGUCAUUGCUGUCGCGGUGAGUGCAAUGGUUGGUCCAAUCAUGAGCCUUUUGAAGGCGCUCAGAAGCUCCUUGGAAGCAGAGCAGGCUUCUGUUCAGAUCAAGAUGAAGGUGGAGGUUUUCGAAGAUGUUGUGCAAGCAGCAUCCGGAGAGGUAGUCUCAACCACAGAUCCUCCAGGGAAAAGGCCAAGUGACAGAAAAGCAGAACUUCAAAAGUGGAAGACCAUGAGAUGGAGCACAGUGGUCAGUCUAUGUCGGUCUGAUAACUUUCUGAAGAUUGAGAGCUCGAGUGAAGAUGUCAAUGAUCCAAGCGAAGGUGGCGAGUUGCAUCUAGUGAAGGACAUUGCUUGGCAUCGCAAGAUGAUUUGGAGGCUAACUGGAUCGAGUGCAGGCUUUUUGAUUGUGCCCAGCUGCCUCUUGGCCGUCACAUUGACUCUGUCUACCACACUGGUGCAGACUGCUUUGUACGGAUGCUCUCGUGGUGAGCUGCAAAUGUUGGAGGUUGCUGCCUAUGACGAUCUGCACUUUGCAAAGUGGCAAGAUCACUAUGUCGUCUACUCGGACGCCUCCUACCAGAGGUCUUUCACAAUGGUUACUGGUGAUACCUAUGCAAAGACACUGGAGAUCCAAAUGAGUGAUGGACCUCAAUACCAAGGGGAUGAAUACGAGCAAGAUCUAUCCAACUCGACAGCUGAAGUCAUCACGGUCAAAAUAGGGGAGAUGAGCAUCCCUCGAGUUGUCAAUGUCAGCGCCCAGGGAAAUCGGCAAAGUCAGGAGGGCACCAACUACUCAGUACUUUUUUCUCCACAGAAGAAGCUACCACUGUUCUUGCGGGUCUCAGAUCGAUUUGGCUCCUUCAAGAGAUGCGUCUCUUGGGGAGCUCUCACAGACAGUGAGCUCAGCAUCCCACCGGAUUACGGCAACCUGAACGUUUCCGUGGUCUUCGCCGACUUUGCCCUGGGUCCUCCAUACUCUCCCGGGCAUAUUCUGCCAAAUGCCUCAAAGGUUGCAUUGGACACCACUUGGACAACUUUUGAAAGUGGAUCUUCUCAAAAUCUGGAGCAAUGCAAGAAGAGGCGUAUUGGGCAGAAGGGCUCAGUGCCAAGACAAGCUGCCUUGGUCUUUGAAAUGUUCCGUGCCUCUGGCUCACAGCCUUCAUCGGAGGCGGCGCGAGUGGUGUUGCGGCGAGGUGCACCGGUUGCCAUGGAUGUCCUGGUGAGUUUAGUUGGACACUCCUCAUCGCAACAGGAAGAGAUCCCCUGCAAUGGCUCCGUCACAGAUGAAGGCAAUCUGGUUGUGCAGGUCUCAGAGUAUGACCCAAUGACAUAUAAGCUGCUGACAUUGGUCAUUGUUCCCAUUCUCGCAGACAAGCACUUCAUCGUGCAAUAUGGUGCGCUGCCGGCAGGUGCCACAGACGCAGACGACUCCAACUUGCCGCACUUUGCCCGCUGCACGGAGAGCACUCUGUUGCAAGAGCGCUACAGACCAUGUAAUGGGCCUGGCCAGUGGGAGACCCAGCCUAUUUCCUUGAACAUCUCACGUUGGUUCCCAGACCUUGCUCCUCAAUUUGAGAUCGUUCCCAGAACUGAUGCCAUGGCAGAAAGCAACCUUUGGCCUUUGAAAGCUUGGCACAAAGUUGAAGUGCAGUUUGCCGGCGUUGAUCGCCCCGCAGCUUGGUCGGCCAGAGAUCAUGGGUGUGAGCUAUUCUCCAAGAAUACAAACCAAGAAGAAUGGGAUCGUGCAAUGACCCAAUCAGCAGAUGCCUUGUGUACCUUGCUGGCGGCUGGCUGCAUGCAGCACUACACGACAAGAUUCUGUAGUAUCGUCGAGGCUGCUUUGAGAGGUGAUAUGCCGGAGAUCAAUCCAGGAAUCCCCCCAGUGGCAUUUCUUCAGGCUGUUGCAUGCUUCAAGCCCUUUGACCAACAGAAGGUAUGCUUUGGGAAUGUUGGGCCAAGAAACUGGCAGUACGACUCUGUCAACUUGCUAUUCCAUGGUGCGAUGAGGGGAGGACGUCAGUCGGUGUCCAUUCCGCGAGAGAUUCUGUUUUCCUCCUUGAUGAGCUUUGACAGCAAAGAGGAGGAACCAACAUACCUGAAUGCCUCAUUUGACGUCAUCGUUGAGAUGUUUCUGGACACCUUAGACCGCAACCAACUUCCUCGUCACAACGUUAUCGAGCUGUUCUUCGGUGGGGCUUUGCGGACAGGUUGUUGGGGUCUCAUCGAGAAGUUGAUGGUGAAAGCAAAGAGCAGCCGAUCCACCAAUCCUUUCGCCAAUUUCAGAGAGAAGGCAAAGGGCGCCUGGGAGGGUCUCCUUUUGAGAAGAGGUUCUCCAAGGUUCAAUGCUUCACAAUGGCUCAUCAAGAUUUCAGAGACUUUUGGACCCGAAAUGCUCAAGAACUUAGUUCAGGUCGCAGUACGUGAAGGUCAUUAUCUUUCCGUUCCCCAGGCUAUGACUUCUUUCUUGAAGUUCAGUGGAAAGGGUCUUCAGGAACUCGACAUUGAUCUACUGACACCACUCGCAGUCAGUGACCUUGGCAUCAUUUUGAAGUGGACUCCCAACCUUAACACCUUGUUCGUGAAGUGCUGGAACUGCGGGCCAAGGCAGUCAAGCAUGUCCCAUCAAGAUGGCUUCUUCUCGGCGCUCGCCAAGCUCCCGAAGUUGCGAAGAAUGGAACUGCCAGCAUUCACCAUGUCUGUUCCUGUUUUUGAGCACUUUGUAGAAACCCUUCUUCGACGAGAUCAGCUGGCAGAAAGAGUGCCUAUGCGGAAGCUCUACCUUCAUGCAUUUAAGGAGGAGCAGCCCUUCGAACCCAGACUUAUCGGGGCCUUUGCGCCAAUUUGCAUCAUUCACUUGGAGGUAGCAGGUUUUCUAAAGACCGCAGAGGAUGCACGAACAGUGGAAGAAGCAUUCAAGGCAUCCAGCCAAACCAGCAAUUCUACCACUGCUUCGGGGCAGCCUUGGUCGUGUCUGAAGAGUAUGAGGCUGGAGGAUUUGCACAAGUUCCAGAAUGAAUCCAAGGCAGUGGAAGAUGCAAUCAAGCACUUCCCCAACAACGUUUAUCUGAAGGACCACUAG
This is a messenger RNA of Durusdinium trenchii, 3786 nucleotides long. The record is from the annotation of a GenBank genome assembly. NCBI's taxonomy places the organism in Eukaryota, Dinophyceae, Suessiales, Symbiodiniaceae.